Pocillopora damicornis (cauliflower coral) is the source of this 408-nucleotide messenger RNA. Its product is annotated as kinesin light chain-like. The record is from RefSeq and is a predicted model, not a curated record. Lineage: Eukaryota; Metazoa; Cnidaria; Anthozoa; Scleractinia; Pocilloporidae.
AUGUGCCGAGACCACGGUGAGUUUGGAGCAGCGGGAAUCUACAGUAAAUUGCUGUUAACACCGAUUGACUUGAGUUACGUUGGAACGGACCAAGCAAAGGCAGAAUAUUACAACAGAUUAGUUGAUGCGCUCAGUGAAAUGGACGAAACAGAUCAAGCAAAAGACAACUAUAAGCGUGCACUAGAGAUUCAACUGAAAAAGCUGGGACCUGAACAUGUUCACGUUGCAAGCACUUACAACAGUCUUGGUGAUUCACUCAGUAAGCUGGGCGAAACAGAUCGAGCAAAAGACUACUAUGAGCGUGCACUAGAUAUUGAACUGAAAAAGCUGAGACCUGAACAUGUUGACGUUGCAAGAACCUACGGAAAUUUUGGUAAUUUACACAGUAAGCUGGGCGAAAAAUAUUAA